ACAAACAACGUAGGGUCAUCGAUCGUGCUGACCGUGGAGAAGCCAAAUGGGCACCACCCCACGGAGCCAUGAUCCCACGGUCCCACUUUCCUAUUCCUCUCAGGUUAUAAAGCCCUAAAACCUCUCUGCAACUGCAACAUACACCAAGACAAGACUAGUUGGGAGAGAAAGAGAGAGCAACAUGCACAAGAGUGGUUCAGCAUCGUCCUUAGGCCCAGGGGGGCUGGACCUCACCCAAGCCUUCUUCAAACCCAUCCAGCAAACAGCCCCGCCCUCACCUACCAAGCGCCACACCAAGGUCUCCGUCAUCGGAGUGGGCAACGUCGGCAUGGCUAUCGCCCAAACUAUACUCACCCAAGACCUCGUCGACGAGCUCGCCCUCGUCGACGUUAACGCCGAUAAGCUCCGCGGCGAGAUGCUCGAUCUCCAGCAUGCCGCCGCAUUCUUGCCCCGCACCAAGAUCCACGCCUCCGUGGACUACGCCAUCACCGCCGGAUCCGAUCUCUGCAUUGUCACGGCCGGAGCUCGGCAGAUAGCCGGCGAGUCCAGGCUGAACUUGCUGCAGCGAAACGUGAGUCUGUUUUCUCGCAUUGUGCCCCCGCUUGCCAAGUACUCGCCCGAUUCGAUCCUCCUGAUCGUUUCGAAUCCGGUGGAUAUUUUAACUUAUGUUGCUUGGAAGCUUUCCGGGUUCCCGUCAAAUCGGGUUCUUGGGUCAGGCACGAAUCUUGAUUCAUCGAGGUUUCGGUUUCUCAUCGCCGAUCAUCUCGACGUCAACGCUCAGGAUGUGCAGGCCUAUAUUGUUGGGGAGCAUGGUGACAGCUCAGUGGCGCUAUGGUCGAGUAUUAGUGUCGGGGGAGUGCCCGUGCUGAGUUUCUUAGAGAAGCAGCAAAUUGCCUAUGAGAAAGAAACACUAGAGAACAUUCACAAAGCGGUUAUAGACAGUGCAUAUGAGGUGAUCAGUCUCAAGGGCUACACAUCGUGGGCAAUUGGGUACUCGGCGGCUAGCUUGGCUCGCAGCAUACUUAGAAAUCAGAGAAGGAUCCAUCCUGUCUCAGUCCUUGCAAAGGGGUUCUACGGCAUUGAAGGUGGUGAUGUGUUCUUGAGCUUGCCAGCACAGCUGGGCAGGGGUGGGAUUUUGGGUGUGACCAAUGUGCAUCUAACUGACGAGGAGGCACAAAGGCUUAGAGACUCGGCUAAGACCAUCCUGGAGGUUCAGAAUCAGUUGGGACUUGGAGGAUCAAAAGCAAAUUCUUGUUGAAGAAUUUUGCCCUUUUCAGAAACCCUUUUGGAUCAAUUUCCUUAUAUAGAUCCACUAACAAAAGUUGAACAUUGUGCUGUUAUGUUUCUUUGCACUGCAAUUGCUUGUUUAUUUUGUUUCCCUUCUUUUGAUUUGAACUCUAUUGCUGGGUCGAUGAUAGUAUGUAAAAAGAAGCCAACAUUUUCAUUACCUUCAGAAGAUGUGAUUCCAGCAUGAGGAAUGUGCCAUA
Vitis riparia (riverbank grape) is the source of this 1487-nucleotide messenger RNA. RefSeq names its product L-lactate dehydrogenase B. Gene Ontology annotation, cellular component: cytoplasm. NCBI's taxonomy places the organism in Eukaryota, Viridiplantae, Streptophyta, Magnoliopsida, Vitales, Vitaceae. Gene Ontology annotation, biological process: carboxylic acid metabolic process. Bases 182 to 1258 code for a protein of 358 amino acids. The transcript is spliced from 2 exons. The record is from RefSeq and is a predicted model, not a curated record. Gene Ontology annotation, molecular function: L-lactate dehydrogenase (NAD+) activity.